AUGGUCACAUCGCCCCCGAGCCCGCUCGGCGUCUCGUUGCGCUACUUCCACCACCUCCUCGACGCUUGCGGCGGCCGCAAGAAGCUCAACGGUCGCACCACCGCCCAGGUCUGCUUCGACCACAUCGUGCCACUGACCAAGUCCACCGAGCUCUCGCUCGUUGACCACAUCGCCAACGAUGCGACCACGCGCCAUAUUGUCUAUCUCUUCUUGGAGACCGUCGACAGCCUCGACACCUUCUUCGCCGGCCAAGGCCUUGCUGACGAAGCGGUCCUGUGGUUUUGCGUCUUCAACAACAACCAGCACCUCGCGCACUCGUACCCGUUCGAGUACUGGUCGACGACCUUCAAGUCGCAGCUCGUAGCCAUCGGCAACGUCGUCAUGAUCAUGUACCCAUGGGAUGACCCGAUCGUCUUGCACCUUCUCAUCCAAGAUAUGCUUCGCCCAACGGCGCUCAAGGAUGUGCUGGGGACGAUCAUGAGCGAGGCGUCCGAGACAACCGUGGCAAGUGACGGCAUCGUUGAGCUCAUCCGCACCGAGACGUCGUUCACAGCGUCGAUCAACGCCCUCAAGCAGGACGCAGAGAUUCGCGAUCUCUGUCGCAAGACGUACUUUGGCCCAGCACACUGGGUGAUGAUCUCGGCCACGUCCAGGCUGGGCGGCGCCAGCUACGGCCUCGGCGACUUUGACGCCGCUGCGUUCUGCCCGUGCGCGACGAUCUACAACGUCCAAGGCAAGUUUCGCGCGUCCCGGGCCGUCUUCUCCGAGAACCUCGCGGCCUUGGAGCGUACGCAUGGCGCGCUGCAUGCACACGCGAUCAUUGCGCUUUCCAACAUUGCGAUCGACGACGUCGCCCUCGGUCACUGGAAGCGAGCCCAAGCUAUCCUGCUCGUCGCCGCCUCGCGGUCCCAGCGACAGCCACUGCCGCCAGCCUACGCCUUUUUCCUCUUCAAGUACUACCUCGAGACCGCGCAGGCCUUGUGCCGAGAAGCGUUCCCAGCUGACGACCCGCUCACGACCAACGCGGUGACAUCGCCCUUCCUUCUGGACCCGACAGACAACGAGCUCGCGUCCGAAGCGUGGCCAGAGGAGGUCUGCCGGGCGUGUUACCGACAGCCAACCGGUCGCAUCUACGAGUCGUUCUGCGACCAUGGCACUGACGUCUUUCUCAGCUACGUGCCGCCGCACCGGUACCUCAUGGAGCAAGAUAUGCUGCAGAGUACACCGGAGGCGGCGGCGACGGUGCUCUGGCAAGCAUACGCCGCCUACUGCGCCCAGAACAACCUGCCAGAUGAAGGGCAAGCACGCUAUGCGAGCUUUGAGCCCAUCGACACGCGGUCCUGGCACCCGAUGCGCUAG
Messenger RNA from Saprolegnia parasitica CBS 223.65, 1359 nucleotides. RefSeq lists its product as hypothetical. The record is from RefSeq and is a predicted model, not a curated record. NCBI's taxonomy places the organism in Eukaryota, Oomycota, Saprolegniomycetes, Saprolegniales, Saprolegniaceae. The transcript has 8 exons. The coding region runs from base 1 to 1359 and encodes 452 amino acids.